AUGGAAUAUUACGACUCGCGGGGCGCAUCGCCGCUGCAAAGGUGGGCCGCCAAUGCUUCAGAUACACAGUUCAAUGCCUUAGCCGGUGCUGUUGGCGGCUUCACUUCGGGAGUCGUCACAUGCCCUCUCGACGUCAUAAAGACCAAAUUGCAAGCUCAAGGUGGCUUCCUACCUGUAUCUAAGGGGAGGCAUGUCGGCCAUCACAAGGUAUACUCUGGCCUCGUCGGUACCGGAGGUGUUAUAUGGAGAGAAGAGGGCCUCCGCGGGCUGUAUCGUGGUCUGGGGCCCAUCGUCUUAGGUUACUUGCCAACGUGGGCGGUAUGGUUCACCGUCUACAAUAAAAGCAAAUCUUACAUGCAAGAUCAUAAUGUGCGCAACCAUUUUGCUGUCAACUUUUGGUCUGCAAUUAUUGCUGGCGCCAGUAGCACGGUAGUAACCAAUCCGAUAUGGGUAAUCAAGACACGGCUCAUGUCGCAAUCGGCGAGUGGUUACAAUAGAGAGAUGUCAGUGUUCCCGAGAUCAGGUAACACUCCAACCUCGAGACCAACUAUCAACUCUCCUUGGCAUUAUCAUUCGACAAUUGAUGCAGCGCGGAAGAUGUAUUCAUCUGAAGGGAUCCUAUCUUUCUAUUCUGGCCUCACCCCCGCGCUACUAGGCCUCACACACGUUGCUGUACAAUUUCCCGCCUAUGAGUACCUAAGAAAGAAGUUCACAGGUCAAGGUAUGGGAGAGAUGACAGACUCCAGUCAGCAAAGUCAUUGGUUUGGGGUGCUAUCAGCUUCGAUAUUAUCGAAAAUAAUGGCAAGUUCAGCCACAUAUCCGCAUGAGGUGAUUAGGACAAGACUACAAACGCAGCGACGUCCGACUCCCGGUGUAGAGUAUCUACAAGGAUUAGGGAUCUCAGGGCCUACCUCUGGAAACCAGUCCCAGUCGACCAACGGAACUCGGAAUAGCAGUCCCCAGCCCAAAUACAAAGGUGUGGUCAUGACUUUCCGCACGAUACUAAGGGAAGAAGGCUGGAGAGCUUUCUACGCCGGCAUGGGCGUGAACAUGAUGAGAGCGGUACCGGCAGCAACGGUUACCAUGAUGACAUACGAAUAUGCCAUGAAAGCCUUCCACCACGCACAAUCCGAGGGCAGGCGCAAAAGACCUGAAGGAGCUGACGCGCACACUAUGGCCGAGCCAUGA
Xylaria bambusicola is the source of this 1188-nucleotide messenger RNA. Its product is annotated as mitochondrial carrier domain-containing protein. The record is from RefSeq and is a predicted model, not a curated record. Gene Ontology annotation, biological process: pyrimidine nucleotide import into mitochondrion. Gene Ontology annotation, cellular component: mitochondrion. Gene Ontology annotation, molecular function: pyrimidine nucleotide transmembrane transporter activity. Lineage: Eukaryota; Fungi; Ascomycota; Sordariomycetes; Xylariales; Xylariaceae. The transcript has 2 exons. The coding region runs from base 1 to 1188 and encodes 395 amino acids.